Messenger RNA from Aspergillus vadensis CBS 113365, 940 nucleotides. RefSeq lists its product as uncharacterized. The transcript is spliced from 2 exons. The coding region runs from base 100 to 912 and encodes 270 amino acids. Lineage: Eukaryota; Fungi; Ascomycota; Eurotiomycetes; Eurotiales; Aspergillaceae. The record is from RefSeq and is a predicted model, not a curated record.
CCUCUCCUUGCCACCUACCUCUACCAUACUUGAUUUACCUACGCAGCUACAGAAACAUUCUGCCCAAGCCACGCAAGACCAUAGCCCACCACAACAACAAUGCCUUCCGAAGCCAUUUAUAAAUGGCCCAAAACCUCUCGCCAAAAGGCAGCCAAGAAAGCACAUGAUGCCAGGCGGGCCAAACAUGAAGCUAUCAAGAAGAAGAUGGAACACGCACGACAGCAUAGAACAAAGCCCCACGUUUCCAAAGGUUUAUCCAAGUCUCAGCCGGAGAAUGAAAAUCCAGAUGCUGGGUCUACCUCUCAGAUCCCCGGUGAUACCAUCCGAGCUUGGUUCGAAGACUUCAUGAUAGAUCUUCGCCAGAUGGACCUGUACUCAGAGGCCUGUAAAGCUAGUUCAUUCGAUAAGGUCUCCAAUCGCUCCGCUGAUUACUAUCGCCUGGCCAUGAUGCUAGCAGCUACCUUGGAGAGGAAAGCGACAAAGUUGAAGAGAAUGUUUUCUCGCGAACUUAAGCUUCGUAAUGAUAGUAUCGGAUGCUAUGAUAAGGAUUGGGACUUGGUGUGGGGCGCAUUGCACAUGGCGGUGGCUGAUGUUUAUCCUGAUGAGUAUUUGCCAGUCUGGAAAGUGCUGGUGAAGAAGGAACAAGACUGGGAUGUUGUUGUGAAUUGGAUAAACAGCGCUGUUCUGGAGAGGUGUGGAAGACAGGCAUCGAAAGGAAAAUGUGUUCCCGAAGUUCUGGAAUGUGAUCUUCUCAAGGCAUUGAUUAUGCAAUCGUCAGUGGAGCCUGUCUCAAAUAAAGUCCUAUCAAUGAUCAAUGGCAAGUUCAACCGGCUGGGACUCAUUACGCUUGCAACCACCAGUUACAAAAAGGGAAAACAGCGCGGCAAAGAUGACGAUGGAUUAUCCGACUAGACAUAUUUCCUGAUGCGACGAUAUCAUC